Nematocida ausubeli is the source of this 1200-nucleotide messenger RNA. RefSeq lists its product as uncharacterized. Gene Ontology annotation, molecular function: mRNA binding; ATP binding; RNA helicase activity. The transcript has a single exon. The record is from RefSeq and is a predicted model, not a curated record. Gene Ontology annotation, cellular component: catalytic step 2 spliceosome; nucleolus. Bases 1 to 1200 code for a protein of 399 amino acids. Lineage: Eukaryota; Fungi; Microsporidia.
AUGAAAAUAUUCUCUGCCUUUGAAGAGCUCGGCCUUGCAGAUGAAAUUCUCAAAGGAGCAUUUGCAUACGGAUUCAGUCAGCCGUCAAAGAUACAGCAGGAUGCAAUAAAAAUAAUUGCAUCAGGUGCGAAUAUUAUUCUGCAGUCGCGGAAUGGCACUGGAAAAACAGCUGCCUUUAUAAUAGGAAUGCUUCAGAAGAUCAUUAAUCAGAGUAAGAAUACAUAUCAGAGCAACUGCGGCAGCCAUAAUAUUGGAGCACUCUGCGGAAAGGGUGUGGGUGAGGCAAAGCCAGGUCAGACACAUUCCAUUGAGGCGAUUAUUCUUUCCCCAACACGAGAUCUAGCUCUGCAAACAUUCGGUGUGUUCCAGGGGUUGGCGCAGUUUACAAGCAUCAAGGGAUAUUGUGCUGUGGGGCAGGAGGGAAGUAUCGCAGAGGAUAUCAAGGAAGUGCGCAAGUGCAAUAUUUUGUUUGGAACAGCAGGGCGUGUUCUGCAUCUUAUUCGAGAGCUAAAACAGGCCUUUUCCACUGUUCAUGGAAUUGUUGUAGAUGAGGCAGACCGGAUAGUGGAAAGUGGAUUCUCUCUGCCGGUGCAAGGGAUAUGUGAGAGAUUAAAAGCAGCCAAGCCGCAGUUUGUAUUUGUGAGCGCAACACUCCCUGAUGAAGUCCAGCCAUUCUUCCAGGAAUACGCGCCAGAUGCGAAAGCUAUUCUUGUGCCGCAGCAGGAGCUGGCUCUGGAAAGAAUAUCGCAGUAUUAUAUUCCAGCAGGUAAGGAUAGGUUUAAUAGAAUGUGUGAUGUCUUUGGGGCUGUGUCUAUCUCGCAGGCAGUUGUGUUUGCAAACAAGAAAGAAACAGUUGAGGAGGUCGGGCGUAAUCUGCAGAGACAUGAAUUUCCAGCUGUAGUUGUGCAUGGUGCGCUUCCUCAGGCUGAAAGAAAUAAGAGACUGAGUGACUUCUUUAGCGGGAAAAGCAGGAUACUUGUGAGCACAGAUGUAUGCGCAAGAGGAAUAGAUGCAGUUCAUGUGAACUUGGUUGUAAACUAUGAUGCACCGCAUACAGCAGAGGAAUAUCUUCAUAGAAUUGGGCGAGGAGGAAGAUUUGGUAAGACAUCAACAGCAAUAACAUUUGUGAAUCCUGGAGAAUCCACCCGAGCACAAGGACUAUACAGCGCAUUUGGAAGAACACUCAAAGAAUGGAAAUAA